Molecule: messenger RNA, 2061 nt
Organism: Neoarius graeffei (lesser salmon catfish)
Lineage: Eukaryota; Metazoa; Chordata; Actinopteri; Siluriformes; Ariidae
Gene: cct3
Product: chaperonin containing TCP1, subunit 3 (gamma)
Exons: 14
Coding region: 63-1685 (540 amino acids)
Biological process (GO): protein folding
Cellular component (GO): chaperonin-containing T-complex
Molecular function (GO): ATP binding; ATP hydrolysis activity; ATP-dependent protein folding chaperone
Source: RefSeq, a predicted model, not a curated record
CUUCCUUUCUUCUCCACACUGCGUGCGGAUCUGUGUGCCGGCUAACGAACCACGCCGCAAACAUGAUGGGGAGACCGGUUCUCGUGCUCAGCCAGAAUAUGAAAAGAGAAUCUGGCAGGAAGGUCCAGCUUGGAAAUAUUAAUGCAGCUAAGACCAUAGCAGAUGUAAUCAGGACAUGUCUGGGACCAAGAGCUAUGAUGAAGAUGUUGCUGGACCCUAUGGGAGGAAUCGUCAUGACCAAUGAUGGCAAUGCCAUUCUGAGAGAGAUUCAAGUGCAGCACCCUGCUGCCAAGUCCAUGAUUGAGAUCAGCCGCACUCAGGAUGAGGAGGUGGGAGAUGGCACUACCUCAGUCAUCAUCUUGGCUGGAGAGAUGCUGUCAGUGGCGGAGCAGUUUCUGGAGCAGCAGAUGCAUCCCACUGUGGUAAUCAGUGCUUACAGGCAGGCUCUGGAUGACAUGCUCAGCAUGCUCAAAGAGAUCAGCACGCCAGUCGACCCAAAUGAUCGGGACAUGAUGCUGAAGAUCAUUAACUCUGCCAUCAACACCAAGGCACUGAGUCGCUGGUCAAGCUUGGCUUGUAACAUUGCGCUGGACGCAGUGCGCACCGUGGAGCUGGAGGAGAACGGCUGCAAGGAAAUCGAUAUUAAAAAGUAUGCCAAGGUGGAAAAGGUGCCUGGUGGAAUCAUUGAAGACUCAUGCGUGCUGAAGGGGGUGAUGGUAAAUAAAGAUGUAACGCACCCUCGCAUGCGACGUCUCAUCAAAAAUCCUCGUAUCGUGCUCCUUGACUGCUCCCUCGAGUACAAGAAGGGUGAGAGCCAGACGGAUAUAGAAAUUAUUCGUGAGGAAGACUUUGCCAGAAUCCUGCAGAUGGAGGAAGAGUACAUCCAGCAGAUCUGUGAAGAUAUUAUCCGCCUCAAACCUGACCUGAUCUUUACCGAGAAGGGAAUCUCUGACCUUGCUCAGCACUAUCUGAUGAAAGCCAACAUCACUGCAAUCCGUCGCGUCCGUAAAACAGACAACAAUCGCAUUGCCAGAGCCUGUGGAGCACGCAUUGCCAGCAGGACGGAUGAGUUACGUGAGGAAGAUGUAGGAACAGGGGCAGGCCUGUUUGAGGUGAAGAAAAUCGGUGAUGAGUAUUUCACCUUUGUCACGGACUGCAAAGAUCCCAAAGCUUGCACUAUCCUGCUGAGAGGAGCCAGCAAGGAGAUCCUGGCGGAGGUGGAGCGUAACCUGCAGGACGCGAUGCAGGUGUGCCGUAACGUGCUGCUGGAGCCGUGUCUGCUGCCAGGCGGUGGCGCUGUAGAGAUGGCGGUGUCUCACAGGCUCAUGGAGCGCUCACGAGCCCUCACUGGCGUCGAGCAGUGGCCAUACCGUGCUGUGGCCCAGGCCCUUGAGGUCAUCCCCCGCACCCUCAUCCAGAACUGUGGAGCCUCCACCAUCCGUGUGCUCACAUCCCUUAGGGCAAAGCACACUCAGGAGGGCAGCACCUCAUGGGGUGUUAAUGGAGAAACGGGCACUCUGGCAGACAUGACUGAGCUGGGAAUCUGGGAGCCGCUGGCUGUCAAAGCCCAGACAUACAAGACCGCAGUAGAGACGGCCAUCCUACUCCUGCGCAUCGACGACAUCGUGUCUGGGCACAAGAAGAAGGGAGAGGAGAAAACAGGGGGAGGACAGGGCGCUGAGUAAAAUGAAGUGAAGAAAGCAAGGGUCUCAGGGGAUCAAGAAGAUGGAUGUCUAAAAUAGUUAACAGUGAUUUCUGAUCGACUUGACCUCUUAAACACAUUCUCUGGUUUUUAUUCUACCAUUAGUCCUUGCUGAUGUAAAGAUUUACUUGGAUCUUUGUGUUCAAGCCCUGUGUGAGUAAUAAUUAAACAGACCUUUAGUUGUGUUUACAUUCGUCACUGUGUACAUGCCCUCUGAUGCUUCACUCCAUAGUUAUCAGCUCGGGUUUUGAUUUGCUACUGGUGAUGCAUCCAUUUUUUUCCCCCAUUUGCGUUUUUCUUCUAAAUUUCAUGCUCGCUACCUCCCACCACUAUGAUAUUAAAAGUCUUUUUGAAAUGUU